AUGCAUCCGAGACUUGAACAGUGCUGGGAGCUCGGGAUCAAGGGAAAGCGCCUGUGGGAUCUCGAGGCCGAGUAUCGCGCGGCUCAAGUAUCCUCUGAAUUCCCAAAAGAUAUAACUCGACAAGAGGUUCAAAAGGCCUCUUUCCACCCAACUGUGAGCUAUCCUCGGAAGGCGAAACCGCCAACUGAUCCCGAGACACUCAGACGGCUGCUUGAAGCACAGAGAAAAGCCGAAGCCGCGAUGCGCAACGCCUCGAAACGGUUCGACCAGGAUCCGAUUCCCAAUGAUACCCCAAUCCGGAUAAUCACCAAUCCUUGGCUGGCUCCCCAGUCGAAAGGACAAUACUCGGUCGCUUCGGGUAGCCUUCAGCCCCCGACGGGACCACGUAAUAACCAACCGAGGAGGCACUGGUCGAACUACCGGUCAAGUCACCAGCAGCCAACCCACCAGAGGCCAGCCCACCAGCAGUGGAACCACCAACAGCCGAAACAGCAGCAGCCAAAGCAGCAGCAAUCGAGCCCCCAGAAGCCAAAAAACCAACAGUCGAAUCCCCAGCAGGCCGGCAACAAUUUGCGGUACGGCCAGGAGCCAGAGAAGAACCAGACUAAAACCAACUGGUCAGCAACCCGACCAAACCGCCCGCCGCCGCAAGACAAUUCCCCAAAUAAACGUCCAUCAGAUGGCCAAUCCACAACGCCAAUCACCAAUAACCAGCGUCACAAGAAGCAGGAUGAUAAUCGCCAUCAAGCAGACGGCGCCACAUCAUCACGUCAGAGGAACAACCUGUCAUAUUCGAAUCAGGUGAAGCUGGGAGAAAGGCAGCCCAGGGAAGAGCGGACUGCCGCAAGCCAGAAGCGGUCGGCGCAGAACAAAGACAGGCAGCCAACUCCCAACGCCAGGCGCCCGAUCCAACUAAAGGAGGAGUCUGAUACCGAGCAGACGCCGCACCAGUCGGCGAGGUUCCCACCCCUCGCCGCCGGGACCAACCCAAAGACCCCCGCCGGGACCCGAGCCGAUGAGGCGCCUCGCCGCCAGAAGGACCGUCGACUCCCGGCCUCACUCUCGCUCCCCGCGGAAAAUCGCCCAUUCCCGCGCUCACCCGCGCCUUACCCCGCGGAAUGCAGUCUCCAGCGGGUACCACAAUCGGUGAAACAUGCCCCGUUAAUUCCCACCUCUGCUCCCCAACCGGAGGUGGAGGAAAGGGACGCAGCCCAGGAGGUGGCCGAGAAAACCAGCGCGCUCGCCCGCACCAUAACACUGGAGGUGACAGGCCAACUGCACGCCAUGCACCUCAGCAUGACCGACCAGUUCCAGGCGCACAACAAGGAGAUAGCCGACCAGCUCGCGAAGCAAAGCGAGCGUCAAAAAAAGCGGCUAAUCAAGCUCAAGAAGCGAACCAAAGCACUUGCCAACAAGAUCGAGACCCAAACCGAGAUACUGGAACGGCAGCAGGCGUGGAUAAAAAAGCGCUCGCGCAUGGCAAAGGCGGCGGCGGCGAGCAUCAAGGAAAGGCCGCGGCCGAGCCGGGCGACGGAGGAGUGGGAUUACAUCCAUGCUCCGGUUGUUGGGUAUAGUGAUGACUCUACUGAUGAGACUUAUGCGCCGUCUAGGAUCCUUGACGAUAACGACGAUGACGAAGAAGAGGAGGAACAGGAUGAUGGCAAGACUGAUAGCGAGGACGAGCUCCGAACAGAGUCAAUGGCACGGUAUGCGGAGGAUGAUGUUUUGCCCUCCGUUGAAUCUGGGUCCGGGUCCGAGUCCGAGCCCGAGUCCGUCGAGUCCGGGUCUGAGGAAUCCGAAUCUGAUGAGUCCGGCUCUGAGGCCCCGCCGACUCCCCGCAAAUUAAAACGGGGGCGCGCGCGCAAGGCCACGGAGCAAGACACGGGCCGGAGACCGGCCAAGAAGCGGUGUUAUAACAAGGCGAAGGAAACGCCUGUGGUGAAUCCUUAUCUCGAGCUAAUCGCUCGCGAACGGGCUCGGCCUGGGUUUUUCAAGAGAGAUCCUGGUAAAUGUCGUUGUAGGGUACAUGGCCAAAGCCGACCUGGUUCCUGA
Molecule: messenger RNA, 2052 nt
Organism: Chaetomium globosum CBS 148.51
Lineage: Eukaryota; Fungi; Ascomycota; Sordariomycetes; Sordariales; Chaetomiaceae
Exons: 3
Coding region: 1-2052 (683 amino acids)
Source: RefSeq, a predicted model, not a curated record